AUGUCCUCAAAUCAAUCAGAUGUUUCAAUUCCACCCGAACCAAUAGCAUCAGAUUAUGUUGAAAUGAUAACUCUAGUUAUUCAUUUCAUAGUUGGAGCUCCUAUAAAUCUCGCAGCUUAUACACAACUCAGCGAAAGACCAACUUCAACAAGGCUAGAUCUUUUGAAAAGAUCUCUGAAUUAUUCAGAUCUAUUGAUUUUAUUCAUUUUUGUGCCAUCAAGAGCAUGUUGGUUAUUGACGUAUGAUUGGAGGGGAGGAGAUUCUCUUUGUAAAUUUGUGAAGAUGAUGCACACUUUUGCAUUCCAGGUGAGAAUUUUUAAUUAAAUAUGUAGCACAAAGUUCAUAUUCCUUAUUCAGAGUUCCUCAAAUGUGAUUGUUUGCAUUGCGGUGGAUCGACUCUUAUCAGUUCUGAGCUCAUCCCAUCAUAGCCCAACUCGAGCACUUCGAAGAACAAAAAUGAUGUUGAUUGUUGGUACGUCACAACAAAAUUAACAUAAUCAGGAAAUUGAAAAAGAAGGGGGGAAAACAGAAUAUGAAACCCUUGAGUGCAGAGAUUAGUAGUUUGUUAAUAUUGUUUUGAAUUGGAGAAAAAAUAUGUGUAGGAGGUUAGGAAAGGACAUUCAUUGGAAAUUUGUGGAUUUUGAGGAAAAACAAAGGGGUUCUGUGGGAAAUUCCAGGUCAGGUCUCAAAAAAAAACUCAAAAUCUCAUCAAUUCCAGCGUGGGUAGUGGCAUUCAUCAUCAGUUGUCCGCAAUUAUAUUUCUGGCAAGAUUAUUUGGCACUUCCCGAAUAUAAUUGGAGUCAAUGUCUGUCGAUUUGGGAUAUUGCAAGAUAUGAGCAUUCAACAAAUCCGAAUCCAAGUUCGAAUUCGACUUCAUUGUCGGCCGACGAUUUCAAUUCCGAGUUUUUGUACAGUUUUUUGCAUAUCGCCUUGGUUUUUUGGAUACCCGCCAUGAUUAUUAUUGUGGGUUUUUUGAAAAUAGAUUUUUUCGGAGCAGUUCAGAAGAACAGCUUUAAAGAUUUCCCAAUAGGAUUCUUAAAAGUUCAUAAAAAAUGACCGUACUUAAUUAACUUACCGAAAGUGCGUAAUCACAACUCAAUUCGGAAUAGGGCUAAUAAAUCUGUUUUUUUCUGAUCCUGAUCUCAAAUUCCAAUUUAUUUCCAGCUCAGCUACAUCAUUGUUCUCUCAUGGGUCUGGAUCAAUUCUCGUCCAUCAAUCCGCACUUCUCACGGCUCAAUCUCCUUCCACACAGGAUGCGAUACGGUAGAUACAGUACUUUCUCGCGCAUCUGAAUGGAAUCCUUUGAAGAAUUUCGUGUCGACUCGUCCCAACAACAACAACAAUAAAGAGUUUGGUGGUGGUUACGAUGAAUCGUCGCCGCGAAAAGUGCAAUUCAGUGGUGUCGCUUCUUCGGCGACACCGCGAAUUAUUGUGAGCGACGAGACGUCGCAACCAUUGACGCAGGUUCCGCAAAGACCUUCGUUGUCGCCGAGUGAAGCGAGUGCUGUUAUGAGGAAUGGUGUGCAUACAAGCACUUCUUAUAAUGCUAAUUUGAAUCGGUGAGUUGGAAGUGUCCAAGAUUAAGAAUAUAUUUCCCCUGAAAAUAUUUAGGAACUCCAAAUUUUUUAAAAAAAUUUCAAAAACAUGUGGUUUUUCAUAGGUUUCUUGUAAUUUUUUUUUGAGGAAAUCUAAUUGUCUAGGACCUGCAUCUAGAGAUCCAAUCUGGCAAGGAAUCACGCCUUGCGAGCUUUUAUCUCAAGCAGUCGAGCCUAGAAAUUCUAGUUCACAAGUAGACGCGCCUAGAGAGCCAAAUUGAAUCAUUCCAGAUCCCGUGCUCUUCGUGUCAGUCUUCUUCUCGUAGUCGCUUAUAUCAUCUGCUGGUUUCCCUACAAUCUAUUCAGCCUGAUUCAAAUCCUCGAUCCUCAACUUUUCAAAACCCAAUUCGCUUAUGUAAGUUCGCCCAACUCUCACAAAUUUAUAAGAAAAAAAUAAUGUGUUUCAGUUCCACUUCGCGCAACAACUCAUCAUCCUAAACUCCGUCGUAAAUCCCUAUCUAUAUGGAUUUUUCGGUCCAAUGCGCCCAAGAUACUAUUAG
Messenger RNA from Caenorhabditis angaria, 2095 nucleotides. The record is from the annotation of a GenBank genome assembly. Lineage: Eukaryota; Metazoa; Nematoda; Chromadorea; Rhabditida; Rhabditidae.